This is a messenger RNA of Entrophospora sp. SA101, 6051 nucleotides long. NCBI's taxonomy places the organism in Eukaryota, Fungi, Glomeromycota, Glomeromycetes, Entrophosporales, Entrophosporaceae. The record is from the annotation of a GenBank genome assembly.
AUGAAGGCAUAUAAUAAACAACAAGAUGAAAUUGCUCACAUUAAAAAAUUUAUCGCCUCAGCUGGUACAUAUGCUAAUCUGGUCAGACAAGCUAAAAGUAAGCAAAAAAUCAUAGAUAAAAUGGAAGCUGCAGGAUUGAUUGAAAAGGUGAAUCCCCCUAUAACUUUUAAAUUUAAAUUUGGUAAUCCUGCUAAACUUCCUCCGCCCGUUUUGCAAUUUGACCAAGUUUGUUUCUCUUACUCUGGGAAAACUUCAAGUAAAGAUCUUUUGUAUGAGGAUCUUGAUCUUGCUGUUGAUAUGGAUUCUCGUGUAGCAUUGGUUGGACCAAAUGGAGCAGGUAAAAGUACAUUGCUCAAAUUAAUGAUGAAUGAACUUCAACCAGUAAACGGAAGAAUUUCACGUCAUACAAAUUUGAAAUUAGCAAAAUAUAGUCAACAUAGUGCCGAUCAACUUGAAAUGGACAUUAGUCCAAUAGAAUAUAUGAGAAAAAAAUUCUCUCAGAUGGAAGGUGAUAUAGAUUUUUGGAGAAAUCAAAUUGGAAAAUUUGGGCUUACAGGUUCUCACCAAACAUCAAACAUUAAAACAUUAAGUGACGGAUUAAAAUCUCGUCUUGUUUUUGCAGAAUUAGUAUUGUCCAAUCCAGAUAUAGUACUUAUGGACGAACCGACGAAUCAUUUGGAUAUGGAAAGCAUUGAUUCACUUGCAAAAGCAAUUAAAGACUUUAGUGGAGGCGUAGUUUUAGUGUCUCACGAUUUUCGAUUAAUUUCACAAGUUGCACAAGAGAUUUGGUUAUGUAAAGAUCGUACGGUGACGCCAUGGAAAGGAUCUAUUGAAGAUUAUAAGAAGUAUCUUGCCAAAAGUAGCAAUGACAAAUUACCACCGACUCAUGAUAUUGAACGUGCAACGCGAGAACAAGAAGCUUUUCGAUCUAAAGAAAAGAUUGUAGAAGUUACUGGGGCACUUGGUGAAGGAAAAUUACCUACAACUUCACAAAUAAGCACUGCAAUUGAUGAAAUUCAUCAAUCAGAAAUACUACACGACGCAGCACGUGGUAUGUCAGUGUUGGGUAAAAAAAUAUCGGCAGAUUUGGAAAAUUUUUUAGAAGCUUUGAAAAUAUUCUUGAAAGAAAAAAAUCGCGGGGAUGAAAUACAAAAUUUAGUUUAUAAUAGUAGUCGAGCAAUUAAUGAUAAUUUACCAUCCGGUGAAGAGAUUAAACAGGAAAUAAGUGAUAUAGCAACUACUAGUAAACCUUUACUUAGCGAAGGAGUAGAAAAGACGUUAAAUAUAUCACGAUUGUUAAUUUCAAGUUCAGAAUUUCGUAAAUUGGUUAAUGAUAUUAGCACAAUCGCUCAAGACAUAAUAGCCUAUGCAGUAAAUGAAGAACCAAAUCAAAAUAAUGAUAAUUAUGAUAAAGAGAAAGGAAUUGAUGAAGCGAUUACUGAAAUAGGUCAAAAAGCACGUGAACAAGUAUACCCUACUGUAAAAACAACAGCUAAAAUAACUGAACCUUACAUUAAGGACGCUAGUGAAGGAAAAACCAGUGUACAGGAUUCUGCCAAAGAAGGAUUAAUGGCGAUAACCUCAAAUGUCAAAUCUGUUAUUUCCGGUUAUCAACUUUCACCGAAAGCACGUGAACAGUUAAUUACACGCUUCAAAAAUGUGAUGAUCGAGUUGCAAUACAAACCAGAAUAUCAACAGGCCAUCCAUGAUUUAAUAAAUAUAGUUUCUCAAAUUACCGAGAAAUCAAGUGAAUUUGCCACUCAUGUCGUUCAACCUAUUAUUGAUGCCGCCACUGCUAGCAGCAGCACUUCCAGUAGCGAUGACGAAACUCAUCAUCAACAUCAACCAAGUCGAUCAAGAUCGUCAACACUAACACCGUCAUCAAUUGAAGUGGCAGAACAAAAUGCAAAGGAACUUAUAGAAAGAUUUGCAAAUAAUCGAUCAUUAGACCCAUUAAUUUCAGAAAUACAUGAAUUUGGACAAAAAAUGGAAAACGAUGAUGAUUUGCGCGAGUUUCUUAAAGAGCUUAAACAAUUUGUUCUUUCCUCAUUACUUGAAGCAAAAUUUAUUAAGAAUCCUAAUUAUGUUCGACAAGGAUUCGAGUUGAUUGAAAGAGGACAAAGAAUUUUAUUAGAUCAUUAUGGUGAAUUGACUCGAAAAAUCAUUAAUGAAGUUCUGGAAUUUAACAAAGCGAUGCUGGAGGAUAAAAAGACAUUGAAAUUAAAAAAUGAUAUCAAUAUCUUGAUUGAAGAUUUUUUCUUGAAUGAGUUGGGUCAUUUCACAAUUAAAUUUCAAUUGAUCAAAGAUUUCUCAAUUGUUUUACCUCGUCUUGCUAAAAAAUUGGAAUACAUUCCUUUACCAAGAUAUGAAUGUUUUGAUGAAAAUGUAGAAUUUAUUGCUGCUAAAAAGCUUAGACAAAAUAUAAUUGAAAAUAUACCAAAAAAUAUUUCAAAUGCUAUUGGAAAUGCUGCUUUAUUAAAACAACUUGUUAGUACAGCAAAUAUAUCAACACUUACAAAAAUUGCUGAUAAAUUAUCACUUAAUCAACUUGCUCAAUUAUCAGAACCUGAAAUUAAAAAAUUAAUUGGAACAAAUGAAUCCAAUGAUAAUGAUUUGGUUUCAAUUUCAAAAUCAAUUUUAUCAUUGAAAUCAAAAAUAGGCAUUGAAAUUAAUACUCAUGAAGGUGGUGGAUUGAAACUUGUGAAUGGUAGUACAGCCAUAGAACAUGUAGCUUAUGCUUUAACUAGUUCUAUUUUUAUUUAUCCAGCUACAAGAUCACACUAUCUUGGUGAAUUAAGUUUAUAUUGGUCUUCACAAUCACUCAAUAAUGCAUUUGGGGAAAUUAAUCACGUAAUAAAGGCUGAUACUCGUUUUGGUGCAUCUACCAUGAUUUUUGGUGCUGCAUCAAAUGUUAAGAGAAUUUCAGCAUUUGCAUCAUCUCAAUCUAUCAUCCCUAUGAUACCAAAUUUCUAUGGGAUUGUUGAUGAAAAAAUACCAUUUGUGAUUCAUGUAUCAGCAUUAGAUAAUGAUGAUCAGAUGAAUUAUUAUGUGAAUUAUCAUAAUUUGCUGAUUGCACACGAAACUGGUUUUGGUAUAAUUAAUUCAUAUUCAAUUCAAGAAGCUCAUGAUAUUGCAUUGAUAACUCAUUUGGCAUCAGUUUAUUUAAAAUCACCUUUUCUACAUGUUUUUGAUGGAUUAAAAGUUUUAAAUAAAUCAACAAAAAUAAAUUUAUUAUCAUACUCAAACAUUCUAAGGUUAAAUAAAGAACUAUCAAAUAUGACAGAGAACUUGAAAUCUUUUGAUGAGAAUAAUGAUGAUGAUAAGGUUAAUAUAAUUGAAAUGAUUGCAAAUAAAGUUAGUAAAAAAUCAGCUAAUCAAAAUAAAUAUCAUGCUUUUGAAUAUUUUGGUUCUGAAGAUGCAGAAAAAAUUUUGAUUGUUCUUGGUAGUGAAAUAAAUGCUAUUAAAAAUUUUGUGUCAAGCAUUGAUGGGUAUAAAUCUGGUGCAGUGGUAGUUAGAUUAUACAGACCUUGGUCAGAAAGAAAAUUCUUGGAAAAAAUUCCAAAAACAGUGAAACAGAUUGGUGUAAUGGAACAGGUCAACAAUCAUGUCAAUGACAAUCCUGCUAGUUAUUAUGGUUUAUUUAAUGAUGUUGUAGCAUCUUUUAAUUCUGGGCUUUGGACUGAUAAUCUACCAGCUUUGGUGAAUGUUAAAUUUUCAUCAUUUGAUACUCUUUCUUCAGAAAAUAUUGGAUUUUUAUUUAAUCAAUUGGGAAAGAAAGAUUUUGUUGAUGUUAAUGAAUUUGUAUCUGAAAAAAUAAACAUUUCCUCAAUUUCAAAGGGUGUAAAUCGAUGUAUAUUUUGGGAUUCUGAGUCACAAGAAACCAUCACAGUCAACAAACACAUAGCCAACAUACUUGCAAAUCAUUCAAAUUUAAAUAUUUCUAAUUUAUCUACAUAUGAUAUCUAUAACAAUGGUGGUGUCAUUAAAUCAGAAUUACAAUUCAGUGCUGUUAGUCCUGUUGAUGGAAUUUAUGCUACUGAAGAAAAUGACAUUGACUAUAUUUUCAUAAAUGAUUUUAGUUUAACUAGCAAAUAUAAUAUUUUAAGCUGUAUUAAAAAUGGUGGUGUUGUACUAUUAAAUACAAAGUUGACAGUUGAUGAAUUGGAAACUAAAUUACCUAAUGAUUUUAGAUACGAGGCUGCUAAACAUAACAUUCAACUUUAUCUAAUUGAUUCAGAAAUGAUUAUUCAAGAUUUAGGAUUGAAUUUUGAUGUUGAUUCAAUUAGAUCUCUACCUUUACAGAUUGCAACUAUCAAUUUAAUUAAAAAUGAGUUGAAAUUGGAUUAUAGUUUGGAGAGUUGCAUAGCUGAAUUGUACGAAAUUAGUAAUGGAAGUGAUGAUUGUAAUGAUGAACAUAAAAUUGUAAAUUUGGUUUCUGAAGUAAUUCAAAAAACACAAAAGUCACUUGUAUCCAUUGAAUUACCACCAACAUGGUUGAUUUUAGAAAAAUCUGAUCAAAUAAUGCCAACCACUGUUCAAAAUAACUCACUUGGACCAAAUUUGGAUAAAUCAAUAGUGACUUUAGAAAAAUCAAAGCUAAGCACAUGGCAUUCUAUAGCCUUCAAUCUACUUUUCAAAGAAGCAUAUAAAACUGUUGAGGAAGUUAGACCUGAUAUUUUGGAAAAAACAUAUAUUAUUAAAGUGACUGAAAAUAAAAGGUUGACUCCAUUAGAAUAUGAUCGUUUCUUAUUUCAUAUUGAAUUUGAUAUAUCUGGAACAGGGUUACAAUAUGAACUAGGUGAAGCCCUUGGAGUGUAUGGACAUAAUGAUACAUAUGAAGUUAAUCAUUUCUUGGAAUUUUAUAAAUUAAAUCCAAAUGAUUUUAUCUCUGUUCCAAACAAAGAAUGUGACAAAUAUGAGACCAAGACUAUUUUCCAAAUAUUUUCACAAGUUUUGGACAUAUUUGGCAGACCAACAAAAAAAUUUUAUGAAUCAUUAGCCAUGUAUGCUACUGAUGAAAAUGAAAAAAAUAAAUUGUUGUGGAUUUCUAGUAGUGAGGGAAGUAAUGAGUUUAAACGACGUGUUGAAGACACAAUAACAUAUGCAGAACUGUUAUAUGAAUUUACAUCUGCAAGACCACCAGUUGAAGAACUUAUUCAGCUUAUUGCACCAAUCAAGCCACGCCAUUAUUCCAUAGCUUCAGCACAAAGUGUGCAUCCCAACAGUGUACAUCUACUGGUUGUGACAGUAGAAUGGGCUAAUUCAGCUGGUAAAAAACGAUAUGGACAAUGUACACACUAUCUUUCCAGACUUAAGAUUGGAGAAAGUUUAACUGUUUCAAUAAAACCAUCAGUGAUGAAGCUCCCACCAAGAGAUACACAACCUGUAAUUAUGGCAGGUUUGGGAACUGGUAUGGCACCAUUUAGAGCAUUUAUUGAGGAAAGAGCAUAUCGUCAGUCACAAGGCAUUGAAGUUGGACCAAUGAUUUUAUAUUUUGGUUCACGUCAUCGUUCAAUGGAGUAUCUUUAUGGUGAGGAAUUGGAGGCAUAUCAUGUUGAAGGAUUGCUUACACAUUUACGACUGGCUUUUUCACGUGACCAAAAACACAAAAUAUAUAUCCAACACAAAAUGGAGGAAGAUGGAGAUUUAUUGCACCAAUACUUAUUGAAAGAUGAAGGAUGGUUUUAUUUGUGUGGACCUACAUGGCCAGUGUCAGAUGUUAAAGAUGCUAUUGUAGGUAGCUUUGUUAAAUCAGGAGGAUUGACACUAGGAGAAGCAACCAACUGGGUAAACAAAUUAAAAGAUUUAGAAAGAUACAUUUUAGAAGAAAGGUCAUUAAAAAUUAAACGCAAAGAAAUAAUAUCAUUGUCUUCGCAUUCAUUGACAAUACUACCAACAUCAACACCUAAAGCAAUUCCGAUCAAUUCUAAUAAUCAGCGUGAUGAAAAAUUUGAUAAUAGACGAAAUGAAACUUCUUCAACUACUAAAACAACCCCGGAUAUAACCUCGACAACAAACCCACCUUCUCAUACUAGGCGAUUAAAAAAAUAA